AUGGAUGGUAUCAACGAGAAUGCCUGGUGGACAUUGCCUGAAAACUUGGAUGCUCCACUUGUGACAUUCAUUGAUGAAGCCCAGGAAGAGCACAUAUUUGUUGUGUGUUCAGGCCAUGAGGACUUAUACCUCAGAAGCAUCGAGCUACACAGCAACACCCUCAUUCAACUGGAGAGGUGGUUUACAGCCUCAGGCCAGACUCGAGUCUCUGUGGUUGGACCACUCAGAGCAAAGCGGUGGUUGAUGGAUAUGAUUCGGAGUGUGGGGAGCCAGCAAGCUUACCACCAGGCCCGAGGUGAAAAGAUGUUGCAUCGAGUCCAGAACCAACCCCUGACCAAAGCUGACUUGGAUGACUCUUUCAGCAUGCUCGCAUACAUAUUUGGCCUGAUUCUUGAUAUCGUUUUUGGGUUCUGACCUGGCUGGCUUCGACCUCACAGAGAUACACCUGGCUUUGCCUCCCGAGUUCGGGGAUUAAAGGAAUUCCCCAGUGCGGGGAUUAAAGGUGUUCACAACUGCCAGGCUCAUAGUUACUAUUUUCUACCGAGAAAAUAAUGUACUGUUGAAAAUAAUCCUGGACUUUUCAAGUAUAACCUGAUUUUAUGUUCACGCUAUCUGUAUUAUUUCUCCUGCUGUUGUACAUAAAAUCUUUUUUACCUUCAAAAAAAAGGACAAACACUAUUGAAUUGUUUAAGGUAACAUAUAUAGAAUAUACAAAUCAUGGAGACAGAAAAAUUAGACAUUAUCUCAAGAUGUACAAGAAAGAAAUAAAGGGCAAUGAUUUCCUAAGUAGAGAAUGUCUGUUUUGUGUGAGGGAAAUGUCCCACAAAUGGAGAAUAGAAUCAAGAAACAAUAUCAUGAAUGUAUUAAAUCAAUAAAUUAAUGUAAUUCAUGACUAUCAUAAAUAUAAUGAUUGAAUGAAUACUGUGAAUGUAA
Molecule: messenger RNA, 933 nt
Organism: Peromyscus leucopus (white-footed mouse)
Lineage: Eukaryota; Metazoa; Chordata; Mammalia; Rodentia; Cricetidae
Product: KH homology domain-containing protein 1-like
Exons: 3
Coding region: 1-414 (137 amino acids)
Cellular component (GO): cytoplasm
Molecular function (GO): RNA binding
Source: RefSeq, a predicted model, not a curated record